GGGCUCGUGCGGCACGAGUGGCUCCACUAACGCCACACACCCUCGCCAGAGCAGCCGCACGGCCCGAGAGCUCUCUUCUCGCCCGUCUCUCACUCUCUCACACGCCUCUGACAGACAUUCCAGAAUGAAGUGGUGCGCGUGGAUUGUGGUGUGGCCGGCGUUGGUGUCCCUGGUCAUAUGUGAGGUGCUGCAGGCCGACGACGAGGUCACUGGAGGCAACGACGGCGGCCAGCCAGAAAUUUACAUCCCGCUUAACGGACUGCUGCGUUUGGUGAACAGCAAGCAAAUGGAAAAGCGGAACCCGUUCGGCAUCAAUGCCCGCGGCUUCCACGAGGACAUCUUCGACCACGACUACGGCUCCUUCAGCCCGAUGAGAAAACGCAGCGUCCCUUCAGAAGAACUGCACUCGAGGAACAAGCGCGCCACUGACCCUAAGCAGCAUCAAAAGUUGGGCUGGAGCAAGCGGCGGCCUGAGAUGGACUCGUCCGGCUUCCACGGGGACACAUUUUCCAGCGGCUUCGGCGACUUCUGGACGAUGCGUAAGAGAGCAAUGAUGGCCAUGAACAAACGACGCCCCGAAAUGGACUCGGCUGGUUUUUACGGAGACACGUUCACCAACGGCUUCGGCGACUUCUGGACUGUGCGCAAGAAAGCAGCCGACUACGCCGACUACGAUUAUCAACCGAAGCGAACCAAUUAAUGCUGAAAACUCCUGAAGCAGAUUAACAACAACGUGGUCAGCGAAAACUUCGAUCAAAUUUUAUUUUGACGGAUGAGUUGAAUGUCAUGAUUUGCAUUUGUGUAGACCAGGUUUGACGAUUCAUUUUACUUUAUUGGCAAACGACUCCGCUGGCGCCAUAUAUAAAAUAUUGUUAUACAUACGCACUCUAUAUCUCCAACGAUCCAUUCCAAAAAGAGAAAAAAAGAGCGAACUGUCUCCUUCCUAUCCAACAUUGAUGACUUAUGAUAGCGAAUUGUAACGUUCGAAUCCUAUACCAAGAGUGAAAAAUACACUAAACUAUUCUUAACUCCAUGAUUGACGUGUUGAACUGUAUUGCAAAACCAAUAAAACCCUAUGAGCAACCUGUUUCCAAAGAGACACACAUAUAUAUUACACACACACACACCUAAUGUGUUUCUCGCAAUAUAUAAUGCAUUUUUCUUGUCUGGUGUUUGCAGAAAUACACAAAUUCGUGAAAUAUGACUUUUAGCUGGAUUAGUCAAUAAAUUUUAUUUUAUAUUGCAAA
Messenger RNA from Cloeon dipterum, 1247 nucleotides. RefSeq lists its product as uncharacterized. Lineage: Eukaryota; Metazoa; Arthropoda; Insecta; Ephemeroptera; Baetidae. The record is from RefSeq and is a predicted model, not a curated record. The transcript has 4 exons. The coding region runs from base 125 to 700 and encodes 191 amino acids.